Messenger RNA from Pleuronectes platessa (European plaice), 948 nucleotides. Its product is annotated as chromatin assembly factor 1 subunit B. Gene Ontology annotation, biological process: DNA replication-dependent chromatin assembly; nucleosome assembly. Gene Ontology annotation, cellular component: nucleus; CAF-1 complex. Bases 101 to 850 code for a protein of 249 amino acids. Gene Ontology annotation, molecular function: protein binding. Lineage: Eukaryota; Metazoa; Chordata; Actinopteri; Pleuronectiformes; Pleuronectidae. The transcript is spliced from 5 exons. The record is from RefSeq and is a predicted model, not a curated record.
ACAGCAUGAGGUCGUUCUUCCGACGUCUUUCGUUCACACCAGAUGGUUCUUUUCUGAUCGCCCCAGGUACGCUGGGUGUGUGGAGAUUGGAGAAAACAUCAUGAAUACCACCUACAUCUUUUCCAGGAAGAGCCUCAAGAGGCCCAUCGCCCACUUGCCAUGUCCAACUAAAGCUACACUGGCUGUGCGCUGCUGCCCAGUCUACUUUGAACUGAGAACUAAGAAGGGAGAAGAUGGUUCUGAACAGCUUCUUCCCAACACAUUCCAGUUGCCUUACCGUAUGGUGUUUGCAGUGGCGUCAGAAGACUCCAUCUUUUUGUAUGACACCCAGCAGACCCUUCCCUUUGGCCUGGUGUCUAACAUCCACUACCACACACUCAGUGAUCUUACAUGGUCUCGGGAUGGUUCCUUCCUGGCGGUGUCCUCCACAGAUGGCUACUGCUCCUUCCUGACCUUCUCUCCUGGGGAGCUGGGCACUCCACUGAAGGAGCCCCCCACAUUAGAGGUCUUUGUUCCGAACAGUGGUGUCGAGAAAAAGGGCAAGAAGUCAGCGGGCAGGACAUCGUCUCCCUUGAGCAGCGCAGCCCCGACUCCCUCUUCCCAAACCAUCCAUUGCAAAGAUGCCCCCUCUAUCACCCCCCCAGAGGAGAAGAAGAGCACCCCCAGUACCAAGUCUAAAACUCAGCCGCGCAGGAUCACCCUCAACACUCUGCAGGGUUGGGGGAAACCCAGUAGUCCUAAAACCACAGCUCCUUCAGCACCUCAGACCCCGACAUCUGGAAGCACAAGUGCUCCGUCCACUCCUCAACCACACACACACAAUGAAACGCGACUUGUUGUCACGUUUUAAUUUAAUCCCAGCAUCUUCGACACGUGUCAGUGUAACUGGGACACAAACAGACACUAUGAUAUUUAAUGGGUUGAGCAAACAAGCCAGUGGCUCUUCCU